Messenger RNA from Erpetoichthys calabaricus (reedfish), 2000 nucleotides. RefSeq names its product MORN repeat containing 5 (gene morn5). Lineage: Eukaryota; Metazoa; Chordata; Cladistia; Polypteriformes; Polypteridae. The record is from RefSeq and is a predicted model, not a curated record. The transcript has 5 exons. The coding region runs from base 83 to 601 and encodes 172 amino acids.
GCCAAGGAGACGCAAAGUAAACAACUUCGCUUAUUAGAGAGAGCAGUCACAAGCAACUGGCCACUGGAAAGAAUUAUUAAAAAUGGAAUAUAUCGGGAGUAGCUAUGAGGGCGAGCGUAGAAAUAACAGAAUGGAAGGUGCAGGAGUUUAUAUCUUCCCUACUGAUACAAAGUAUGUUGGAGAAAUGAAGGAUGGGAUGUUUCAUGGAAAAGGAACUUUGUUUUUCCCAAGUGGAAGUAAAUAUGAAGCCAUCUGGGAGGAAGGAAAAGCGGUGAAGGGAACUUACACAUUUGCUGACGGACUUGUUUAUAAGGAACGAGAAUGGAAGUACUGUGAUGGAUAUGACAGAAGAUUUUACAAGGAAAUGCUGGAUGGACUAAAACCAGCAGGCCGGUGCCAACUUACAAACAAGGACCCACCUACAGUGAUCCCAGAAGGUUGUUACGAUUGUGGAGAUGGAUUUUAUAACCCUGUUACCAGAGUGGUGAAGGAUUACAACAAUAAAUUUCUCAGAAAUGCAGAUGAUGAUGAACAUGAAUGGAUAGUUCAGAAAUGUCGAAAAGGGUGGGAUGAGGUAACAGGAUACAAGCCUAAACAUUAGAUAAUAUCAGCAUUGUUCCUAUGCAUUUAAAAUUGAACUUUUCUUUAUUGAUCUAGUUCAAAGAUGUACAGUAUAUACUAUUUAAAUUUCACAUAGCAGAUUGUCUGUUCUGAAUACUAAUUGUCCUCUAAAGCACACUCUUUAGAUCUCAUUUUUGUUUACUCAUAUAUUUACACUGCAUUUAGGGUCAAGUAAAAAAGUAACUUAACUUAACUAUAGGAUAUGGAUUCCAGCUAAAAAUGUCUCACAGGAAAAUGUCUUUCUUAUUAAAUUAAUCUUAAGCGAAUAAACUUAUUUUUUGAUUAUGUCACCUUUUGUGGACCUACUUUUGCAUUUUGAGUAAAACCAGAAGUUUGUCUGGAAGAUUCAUAGACUUUGUUUUGUCACAUUUGAUAUUUUUUUCCUUUCUGCUUUUUUUUUGUUUUUUUAAUCUAUGAGUGCUAGGUGAAUUUAUAAUUUCAUUAUACUCCACUAGGGAUGUAAGCAUUCUAAAAGGUGUGCAGCAUUAGAAUUAGCCAAUAAUUUUAUUUUCAGUAAAGAGGUUUCCUUAAAAAUACAUACAGUGCAAAAUUAACAAAAUGCAUUAGAUCAUUAUAGUCAAGCAAAAGUGUAAAGAAUAUUGUCAUAAACUGACAAAUAUUUUCAUAAAAAUUAAUGCCCAACUUUACUGAUUCCUCAGUGGGGUAAUUCAAGUUUAUUAUGUUAAUCAGCAGAUUGAAGGGAAAAACAAUAACUGUACUCCAAUAACUUAAAAGUUCUAUUUUUAGGAUAAAAUAUGUAGUGUUGUUUAAUACACAUUUACUUUAAUGUAGAAAUAACACAAGAGUGUGCCUUAUAUACUUUUGCCAACCUUGUAAAUAAUUUAAAGAUUGUUAAAUUCAUUGCUGAUACUAAUCAAUAAUAACGUAAUAUUCUCACACCCCCCACAUCCAGUUCAGAGUUGUGGAGAGCUGUGGCUUAUGGGAUUAAAAUAGCUCAAAAUCCAUUCAUUGUUUUAUUAUUGCAAAGUUUAUAAUAUUCUUUUAAAAUAAGCUAUUCUUUUUCAUUUUGUACAUUUUGUCUUUGCACAAACAUAUGUAUGGAAGGACACAGAAUUUGUCUGAUUUGUUUUACAAGGAAACGUUUCAGUUGUCUUUUCAUCAUGCCUUUCUCUCAGUUAUUUUAAGAAUAUGAAUUGCAUUCUCUUUAUAAAUUGUACCAAGAAUUUUACCUUUACAUGUUAGUUACUGUUUUUCAAGGAUGGUGUGAUGAGCAAGUUUAUUCUGAAAUUCCAUGUUAUUAAAUGCUGAACAUCUGCAGAAAAAAAUUGUUUAGGUUCUCAAACUAUGUGUGAAGUAUUUCAACAUUAAAUUAUUUUGCUCUGUAAAAAUAAAGCAUUUUAAUUCCCAUUCUAACCAAA